AUGGCUUCUAUUUCAGGCCUUGCCAACGACAACACGCUCUCUCCUCGGGCUGAAAAGAAAUACGUGGUUGACAUGGAGAGAGAGCUCUUCCUCGCCAAAAUGCUCCUCGGGUUCAUCGGGGUCGCCUGUGUCGUGCUCUUGGGGUGUACACUCUACUUCACGCUGAAGCCCAAGUAUGAGGAAAAAUGGAGACCCAAGCUUAAGCCCAAGCUUCGGGACUGCAAGGAGAAGUAUGAGGGCUGGAAGAAGAAGAUGAGGCGCCAGAGCCAGCUCAUGUGGCUCGCCAUAUUUUCUCAGGCUCCGGAUGUCAACCGGAUCACUCGUGAUCUGACCCCGGAGUAUAUGAAGAUGUCGACGGCGGCCAUUUAA
This is a messenger RNA of Penicillium mononematosum, 369 nucleotides long. RefSeq lists its product as uncharacterized. Bases 1 to 369 code for a protein of 122 amino acids. The transcript is spliced from 3 exons. The record is from RefSeq and is a predicted model, not a curated record. NCBI's taxonomy places the organism in Eukaryota, Fungi, Ascomycota, Eurotiomycetes, Eurotiales, Aspergillaceae.